Molecule: messenger RNA, 864 nt
Organism: Trypanosoma cruzi
Lineage: Eukaryota; Euglenozoa; Kinetoplastea; Trypanosomatida; Trypanosomatidae
Exons: 1
Coding region: 1-864 (287 amino acids)
Source: RefSeq, a predicted model, not a curated record
AUGACCAUUCGAGUUGGUGUUUCGUUUGACCUACUGGGCACGCUAGUGGAUGUGCACCGUUCGUCCGGAUAUCAGUACGCCAUUGACUUUUGUCGCUUUGUUGAAAAGAAAGGAUUUGAUUCUCCGCCAAUCAAUGUGGACGUGCUGGAAAAAAACUCCAAAAAAUCAUUAAAGGCGGAGAUAGCAAAAGAUCGUGCGGAGUGGACAGCCCAAAAUCUAGGAGUCGCAGAAGAGAUGCCCUUUGGGGGUGUGACAAAGGAAUCGGUGGUUAAAUUUUGGUGCCGUGUAGUUAAUUCCACGUAUGACCGCGAGGGAGCCUUUUGCGGACAUGACCCGAAGACCAUUUCUAUCAUGCAGCAGGCACAAAAUACUUCGGAGUGGGAGGACUUCAUUAUGAGUGUGGUGCAACGCUUUGCCACACCAGAGCCGUACAGUUGGCUUCCUGAGACCCUUCCAACGCUUCAUUCGCUAAAGAGGUGGCGGGAAUUGCAGCUUCCGCUGGGUAUUCAAUGUGAUCCUCCGAAGGUUUUGACAAACGCGGAUUAUCGAUUGGUUUCUGUGAUCCGCGAGAUGGUGCAGCGCGAGGGCGACGAGGAGCUUCUCGGCCCCGUGUUUUCGGCAGACGUCGUUGGUGUGGGCAAACCGUCUCCUUGUGGUAUUGAAAUGGCACGCAAGGCGGCUUGUGUCCCGUCCGCGAGUCAGUGGAUACACGUGGGCGAUGGAGGGGCGGACCGAGUGGCGGCUGAGCGUGCGGGGUGUCAUUUCCUGCCCUGCCUGCAAACGAAGGGCGUGGUCUGGGAGGAGCUGCGGGAGAAGCUGGAGCAGGUGUGCCGUUUGGCGCAGGAGGCCGCGCCUUGCGCGUGA